Purpureocillium takamizusanense is the source of this 1823-nucleotide messenger RNA. It is a transcript of the gene TMA46, whose product is annotated as Translation machinery-associated protein 46. Bases 177 to 1262 code for a protein of 361 amino acids. Gene Ontology annotation, molecular function: mRNA binding; metal ion binding. The transcript is spliced from 2 exons. Gene Ontology annotation, biological process: cytoplasmic translation. Lineage: Eukaryota; Fungi; Ascomycota; Sordariomycetes; Hypocreales; Ophiocordycipitaceae. Gene Ontology annotation, cellular component: cytosol. The record is from RefSeq and is a predicted model, not a curated record.
CCGAUCUUCAAUUUUCUCGACGCAGCAAUCAGCGACAUCGACGACGACUGAGGAGGCCCUUGUGUUGCUCGGAUUUUAGGGCCGAAGGAGGAACGCGACAGUUCUGUAUCACGUCCUCCAUAUCACACACUUUUCUCACGCCCUCGACGCACUCCACCACCGCCCGCCCGCCCGCCAUGCCCCCCAAGAAGACCGAGAAGGGCGGUGGUGGCGGCAAGAAGCCGUCCGCCACCAAGCUUGCCGAGGACCGAACCUUUGGCAUGAAGAACAAGAAGGGAGCCGUUGCUCAGAAGCAGAUUGCCCAGAUGGCAGCCAAUCUCAAGGCCGGUGGCACAGCCGAAGAGAAGAAGAAGGCGGCGGAGAAGGCCGCGCGAGAGCGCGAGAAGAAGGCCGCUGAGGAUGCGAGGAGGGAGGCAGCGGCUCUCAUGAACAGGCCAGCCCAGAUUCAAAAAGUUCCCUUUGGCGUCGACCCAAAGACUGUCGUGUGCAUCUUUUACAAGAAGGGUGACUGCGAAAAGGGGAAGAAGUGCAAGUUCUCCCACGACUUGUCCAUCGAGCGCAAGACGGAGAAGAAGAACCUGUACUCGGACACGAGGAAAGAGGAGGAAGAGGAGAAGAAGAAGCAGGAGACUUCGGCCGAGUGGGACGAAGAGCAGCUCCGCAAAGUGGUCCUGUCCAAGAAGGGCAACCAGCAGACGACAACGGAAAAGGUGUGCAAGUUCUUCAUCUCGGCCAUCGAAGACGGCAAGUAUGGGUGGUUCUGGAUUUGUCCGAACGGCGGAGACAAGUGCAUGUAUAAGCACGCCCUGCCACCUGGAUUUGUUCUUAAGACCAAGGAACAGAGGGCGGCGGAGAAGGCCCUUAUGGACAAGUCUCCCCUCAAGACUCUUACGCUGGAGGACUUUUUAGAAUCGGAGCGACACAAGCUGACGGGCACCCUCACCCCCGUCACGCCCGAGACGUUUGCCAAGUGGAAGAAGGACCGGCUAGACAAGAAGGCUGCCGAGGAACAGGCUCGCGCCGCCAAGGAGAAUACGGGUCGCGCUAUGUUCGAGAGUGGCAAGUGGCGCGAUGAAGAGGAUUCUGACUCUGACGACGAUGACUCGUGGAAUCUCGAGAAGCUGCGGCAGGAGACAGAGGCCAUUCGGAACAAGAAGGAGGAAGAUCGGUUGCUAUCUUCGUAUCAGGCUGAAGCGUCGGGGUCAGCCACGCCGGCUGAAGCUUCGGCGCCAACACCCGAGGCUGAGGCUGUGGGAGUGUGAAGGAUUCCGGCCUUUGCUGGACUUGAGUGCUUCCGUUGAUGGCACAUGUGGUGCAGGAACAGAGGCAGUUCCGAGCACCGCUGAGGCCAUCUCUAUCUCAUGGAGGUGGGAUCUGCUGGACAGGAGCCGGCCAAGCUCCGUGACGAGAGGCUGGCCGUCUCUGGACUGAUGGACUGAUGUCUAUCUGCAUCGCAUUAUCAAGGAGCGUGUCACUUCAUAUAGGAAUCAUAUGCGUUCUUGGGUGCCAAGUCGAUUGGCGGUUCGUGCGUCGCCACCAGGGACGCUGUCGGUUGCACGCCCCCCGGUCAAGACGCACAUGUGGUAGUGCUCCACGAUACCUUGCUCUCGUGGGUAUGGGCCGCCCCGUUGCACAGGCUACUCCCUUGCAAUGAUGUUUGUCCUUCUCACCAGCAUGUCGUGGGCGGCCUCACUGCGGGGGGACGUUCCUUCGGGGCACGUACUUGGUAUGCAGGUUAUGGCUUGGCGCAGUCCAGCUGCGCGGGCGAGAAUGUAUCUAUGCUGUGUCGAUUGCAUUGCCGUCCACUUCCAGAGCAUACAACC